This is a messenger RNA of Penicillium vulpinum, 1206 nucleotides long. Its product is annotated as putative protein kinase. Gene Ontology annotation, molecular function: protein kinase activity; ATP binding. The transcript is spliced from 5 exons. Gene Ontology annotation, biological process: protein phosphorylation. NCBI's taxonomy places the organism in Eukaryota, Fungi, Ascomycota, Eurotiomycetes, Eurotiales, Aspergillaceae. The coding region runs from base 1 to 1206 and encodes 401 amino acids. The record is from RefSeq and is a predicted model, not a curated record.
AUGGUUUCACGAUUGAGCGCUCUGAGAUCUGUCUUCAGAACAACAUCUCGUCCCUCUCAAGCUAGUUCUCGCAGAUCGGUUGUCAGUCUGCCAGUGGAAACACCUAUCGAUGAGGAAACGCUUCCUCACUACGACGCGAAGCAAUUCUAUCCCGUACACAUUGGAGACUUUUUCAAUGAUAGAUAUCGAGUCACCAGCAAGCUUGGCUAUGGGGCAUACUCGACGAGUUGGCUAUGUCGGGAUAUUCAACACCAAAGCUAUGUCGUGCUGAAAGUAUCUACAUCACUGCAAAAAUUUCCUACUGCGACAGAUCGCGAAUUCAGGAUUUAUGAGCACCUUGCAAAAAUCAAUUCGGCACACCCCGGACAAUCCCUGCUUCGAGAGCUCUAUGACUCCUUUGAGCUCCGGGGCCAUACUGGAAAUCACCGGUGUCUCGUCCUUCAACCCAUGCAUAUGACGCUUCUGGAGAUGACGACACUGAAUCCAAAACCGUUUGAUCUCCCUCUUCUUAAGAUGAUGCUCCGACGAUUAUUAUUUGCGCUUGACUAUUUGCACACUGAAACAAAUAUUACCCACACUGAUUUGAAAACUGAUAACGUGAUGCUCAGUCUAGAGGAUACUACGAUGCUGGCCGAUUGUGCGGAUGAAGAAACCAGGCAGCCAAGCCCUCGAAAAAUCAUAGAUCAAUCGCGAACCAUAUACCAAAGUCGAAGGUUUCGCCGACCGUUAAGAGGAAAGAGCUUCGGUCUUCCAAUCCUUUGUGAUUUUGGGGAGGCAAGGAUUGGGAAAAUACAUGAGUCGGGACCUUUCAUACAGCCGGAUAUAUACCGAGCUCCAGAAAUUAUGUUCGAGAUGGCAUGGGGGAGCGCUGUUGAUAUAUGGAAUCUGGGGGCUUUAAUUUGGGAUCUCUUCGAAGGGGGACAUUUAUUUGGGAAUAUUUUCGAUGAAAAUGGCAAUCAUGACCCCUUCAAACACCUUGCGCUGAUGGUCGCUUUGAUCGGGCCACCGCCGGCUGAUUUUGUACUUGGAUUGCCAAUGAAGACGCGCUUGUGCCGCAAGAAUCUUUGGAAAAUCUAUGAAAUGCGACUUUCUGGCAGUGAAAAAGAGGCGUUUCUUCAAUUUCUUAGAUCUAUGCUCAAGUGGUUACCAGAAGAGCGCAGGACGGCAAGACAGCUGCUUGAUGAUCCGUGGCUGCUCCAAUCCUAG